Molecule: messenger RNA, 2649 nt
Organism: Salvelinus namaycush (lake trout)
Lineage: Eukaryota; Metazoa; Chordata; Actinopteri; Salmoniformes; Salmonidae
Product: TBC1 domain family member 17-like
Exons: 17
Coding region: 142-2070 (642 amino acids)
Biological process (GO): activation of GTPase activity
Molecular function (GO): GTPase activator activity
Source: RefSeq, a predicted model, not a curated record
CCAAUUUAGACGUGCCACCACCUAUGAUUGCUUGAUGUUCCUGACCACCUGACUGACGUAUAACGUAGACGGUGCAGUAUAUGAAGGCGGAAGUCUUCUCCUGACGACAUUUGUUUUGGAAAAAAGGCUAGUGGAAGAAAAAUGGAGCCAAAGGCUGAGACUAGUCACAAGCUGGUGUUUGAGAAGGAGGGGGUGUACCUUCACACCAAUGCCAAGAGGAGCAACCAGGACACCACAAUCCCAGGAUUCAUCCGUAUAGUGGAACGGGGUGGGGAGCCAGCUUUGGAGUGGAGCGCACUAGAGGACGAGGGCCGCAAUGCGGCUGCUGUAUUCUACACUAAAAAGGAUGGAGAAGGAGGGGUGGAGGACACCAACUUUGACCCUGGCUACGAGCCAGACUGGGCAGUCAUCAGCACAGUGAAGAGAGACCGAAUCAGAGAGCACCCCCCCGUCAAAGAGACAAGCCAGUGGUCGUUCUCCCUGCCUCUAUCGGAGCUGUACUCUCUGCGACGGUCCCGUUUCUCCCUGGGCCGUAACUUCCUGGUUUUUACCAGCAGGGGUGGCCACCCCCUCCCUCCUCUGCACUUCCACAGGGGGGGUACCAGGGAGCUGUUGAGGGCCCUGCAGCGUUACAUCAUCCUGGCCCCAUCACCUGUAGAUGGUCGUCUCUUCCUAGCGUAUCCCCAUGACUCUGGGGCUCUCUCUCAGUCCUUUGAUGAGCUGCACCUCUUUGACGAUGGAAGCUCCGACCUCGUCUCUCGGUUUAUUCAGGACCCUUAUGCCACCACCUUUGGGGGAUUCUCCAAGGUCACCAAUUUCUUCAGAGGGGCUCUACGACCACCAGAUUCCCCCUUCCACCCCCGUGGCCCUCAGGACCACCAUGGGCCCCCCUCAGCUGACGACGAACCAGGCUUUGAGCUCAUCACCUGUGGGGUGGAGCUUGGCCCUAAACCAGACGUAACCAGGGGACAGCCUCUCGACAAAUGGGAGGAGUUCCUGGACCCAGAGGGGCGUGUGAAGGACCCACAGCAAAUCAAAGAGCUGGUCUUCAGGGGGGGUAUCACACCAUCCCUGAGGAAGGACGUGUGGAAGUUUCUGCUGGGUUUCUAUCCCUGGAAUAGUACUGUGAAAGAGAGGGAGGACAUUCUGAGGAUGAAAACAGAUGAGUAUUUCAGAAUGAAGGUUCAGUGGAAGUCAGUCAGUGAAGAGCAGGAGAUGAGGAACUCCCUCCUCAGAGGAUAUCGCAGCCUGAUAGAAAGGGACGUGAGUCGGACGGACAGACACAACACCUUCUUCUCUGGCAACGACAACCCAGGCCUGACUCUUCUCAAUGACGUGCUGAUGACAUACUGCAUGUUCAACUUUGAUCUGGGCUAUGUCCAGGGGAUGAGUGACCUCUUGGCUCCUCUCCUUUUUGUCACUCAGAACGAAGUGGAGUCCUUCUGGUGUCUGACAGGUUUUAUGGAGAUGGUGCACCAGAACUUUGAGGAGUCUCAGGAGGCCAUGAAGCAGCAGCUCCUUCAGCUCAGCCUGCUGAUGAAGGCUCUGGACCCUGAGCUCCUUGACUACCUGGACUCCCAGGACAGUGGCUCUCUGUGCUUCUGUUUCCGUUGGUUACUGAUCUGGUUUAAGAGAGAGUUCUCCUUCGAGGACAUCCUGUCCCUUUGGGAGGUUCUUUGGACUCGUCUGCCCUGUGAAAACUUCCAUCUGCUGAUGGCCGCUUCCAUUCUGGAAUCACAGAGGGGGGAGUUUAUCGGCUCUGACCACGACUUCAACACUAUUUUGAAGCACAUCAAUGAACUGACCAUGAAGCUGGAUCUGCAGACAGUCCUACGAGGAGCAGAAGCUAACUACCUACAGCUGGCCUGCUGCAAAGAGCUGCCGGUGAAGGUGCAGGAGGUCAUUGGUCUGUACGUUCCCCCCAGCCCUGAUGACGAGACGAGCCCAGAAUCAGAGUCACACGAGACACAGCAACUUCUCAGCCAAUCACAGGCAGCAGCUACGGAAACGAGCCAGUCAAGUAACAGCACUGCUGCUGCAGCAGCACGCCCUCGCCCUACCUACCCGUAACUCUGAAGGACAGGGUGAUUGACAUGAGGAGAGAAAGCCAUUAACCAAUGUGAGGUGUUUCAUAUAGGAAGAUAUACGCCCAAUGGCCAGGUUUUUAAACAUUUUUUAUUUUUUUAGGUACACCCAUCUAGUACUGGGUUGGACACCCUUUUGCCUCCAUAACAGCUUGAAUCAUUCGGGACAUGGACACGUUGCUCAAUUGAUAUCAAGGGACCUAACAUGUGCGAAGGAAAACAUUCCCCAUGCCAUUACUUUACCCGCCACCAGUCUGUACCGUUGACACCAGGCAGGAUGGGUCCAUGGACUCACGCUGCUUACACCAAAUCCUGACUGUCGUCAGCAUGAUGCAACAGGAAUCGUGAUUUGUCGGACCAGGCAAUGUUUUUCCACUCCUCAAUUGUCCAGUGUUGGCGAUUGCGUGCCCACUGGAGCCGCUUCUUCUUGUUUUUAACUGAUAGGAAUGGAACCCGGUGUGCUCGUCUGCUGCAAUAGCCCAUCCGUGACAAGGACCGACGAGUUCAGCGGUUCAAGAUGCCGUUCUGCACACCGCUGUUGUAUUGCGCCGUUAUUUGCCUGUUA